AUGAAAAACUUCUCUAUGGUGACCAAGUUUAUUUUGCUGGGCAUCCCACACACAGAAGGUCUGGAGACCAUGCUAUUUGUCUUGUUUUUAUCUUUCUACAUCUUCACUCUGGUGGGAAACCUACUCAUCCUCCUUGCAAUUAUCUCCUCCACUCGACUUCACACACCUAUGUAUUUCUUUCUGUGCAAGCUUUCUGUAUGUGACAUCUUUUUCCCGUCAGUGAGCUCCCCCAAGAUGCUGUUCUAUCUCUCAGGGAAUAGUCGCACUAUCUCCUAUGCUGGCUGUGUGUGCCAGCUCUUCUUUUACCAUUUUCUGGGCUGCACUGAGUGCUUUCUGUACACCGUGAUGGCCUAUGACCGCUUUGUGGCCAUAUGUUACCCUCUGCGCUACACAGUCAUCAUGAGCCACAGAAUAUGCGCUCUCCUGGCCAUGGGGACCUCAGUUUUUGGCUGUAUUCAGGCAAUCUUUCUAACUACUCUAACAUUCCAAUUGCCGUACUGUGGUCCCAAUGAGGUGGACUAUUACUUCUGUGAUAUUCCAGUGAUGUUGAAGCUAGCCUGUGCAGAUACCUCAGCCUUGGAGAUGGUGGGAUUUAUCAGUGUGGGCCUCAUGCCCCUCAGCUGCUUUCUUCUUAUUCUCACUUCCUAUAGUUUCAUUGUCUUUUCCAUUCUUCAAAUACGAUCCUCAGAGGGUCAACGUCGUGCCUUCUCAACCUGCAGUGCCCACCUCACUGCCAUCCUUCUCUCCUUUAUGCCAGUGGUUCUCAUCUACCUUCAGCCCACUCCUAAUCCAUGGCUUAAUGCAACUGUUCAGGUUCUGAACAACCUGGUCACCCCUAUGCUGAACCCUUUGAUCUACAGCCUAAGAAACAAAGAAGUGAAAUAUUCUCUGAGGAAAGUGCUACAACAUCUCGACUUACUUCCUGAGAAGUGA
Molecule: messenger RNA, 933 nt
Organism: Elephantulus edwardii (Cape elephant shrew)
Lineage: Eukaryota; Metazoa; Chordata; Mammalia; Macroscelidea; Macroscelididae
Product: olfactory receptor 149-like
Exons: 1
Coding region: 1-933 (310 amino acids)
Biological process (GO): G protein-coupled receptor signaling pathway
Cellular component (GO): membrane
Molecular function (GO): G protein-coupled receptor activity; olfactory receptor activity
Source: RefSeq, a predicted model, not a curated record